Molecule: messenger RNA, 993 nt
Organism: Tetrahymena thermophila SB210
Lineage: Eukaryota; Ciliophora; Oligohymenophorea; Hymenostomatida; Tetrahymenidae
Product: carrier protein
Exons: 1
Biological process (GO): folate import into mitochondrion; nucleotide transport
Molecular function (GO): folic acid transmembrane transporter activity; FAD transmembrane transporter activity
Source: RefSeq, a predicted model, not a curated record
AUGGCUAAUUUCGUUAUCCCAUAUUUAAAGCCCGUUGCUGAUUUUUGGAACAGCUUGUGCAUUGACCAACACCAAGACUCUCUUUUCUAAUUCAAGGGACAAACUGGUUCAUUAGGUACCGAUUGGACAUCUAAAUACUUGCGUUCUGAAUAGGAUGUAUACAAUCAUAAAUAUUUAUAAUAUCACAAGAGAGUUCAUGAAGCUCCUGAACUCACUGAUGUUAUUUCAGAUAAUGUUUACAGAUUGACUCUAUUUGCAGGUGUUGAAAGAGUUUUAUCAGUUAGAUAAGCUUAAGCUAUUCUCAAGACCUAAUUCGCAGGUGCCACUGAAAAUAUUUCAGGAGCUUUCUAAACUGUAUUGAAUGGAGGUAUAUUCCGUAGAGGUUAUUUCCGUGGUGCUCUCUUGAAUUUAUUAUAAUUUUGCGGUGCCCCUUACUAAUCUUUAAUUUGGAGCAGAAAUUCUGGUAUCACCAAUUAAGUGAUCGUUUCAAGCAUUUUCGAAGCAUUCUUCUAUCCUUUAGAUACUGUUAAGACUCUUAUCUAUAAUGAUGUCCAAGGUAAAUACAAAGGUGCUUUCCAUUGUGCUUCUUAAGUUGUCCAAAAUGCUGGAUGGAGCAGACUUUAUGCUGGUAUCUUCUAGAAGCUUAUUUUCAACUCAGCUUUAAUUUUCCACUUAAAUCAAGUUUGGGAUGGUAGCUCUUAAUAAUGGGCUUCUCUUGCUCUCGUUGCAGCAGCUUAUCCUCUCUUAGUUUUAAAGACACGUUUCUAAGUAGCUGGAACUCCUCUUGCUCUUGCUACUUCAAAUGAAGUUUUAAAAGUAAAUCGCAAAACUCUUUAUGCUGGUCUUGUUCCUUACUUAAUUUUUAAUACCCUCUUUGCCUACGAAUUCGCUGCUUGGCACUCUUCUACAGCCCAAGAACGUGUUAUUGGCGGACUUCAAAAUGCUAUGAAGCAAUUCAGUUCUCCUGCUGCUGAAUAAGUAUGGAGCAGCUGA